AUGCUCAAGGAGCUAGGUGUGUCCAGAAGCGCUCUCUCUUCCCAGGGUUCUACCCCCCUCCCCCUCUUCUCAAGGACACCUCCACCACCACCCUCGUCUUCUCCUGCCCCUUCAUCCAUCGUAAACCCAUCGUCAACAAUCUCAGAAUCACCUCCAACUCCCUCGGAACCGUCUCCGGCGAUCGUAGAAUCGUAUCCAACCCUCUCAGAAACACCUUCAGACCUCUCAGGCGCCUCGCCCGCCCUCUCACGGGCUUCCGAACUCGUUUCCUCUGCAGAUUUCGUUGAUGUUGCUACUUCAACGUCCCUCAGAAGCUCGGCUCUAGAGACCGCACAAAGCCUUUUCCACUCCUCUUUUCCCCCCUACCCUUCCACUUUCACCUCUUCCUCCAUCAGCCACGAAGAAAGCACCUUCGCCCCAUCCCACAAAUCUGUGGCCAACAUCACAGCUUUCCAGGACCUGAGAGUUACACCUCUCGGCACUACUUCUGUCCUCCCGUCUACUUCUGCUGCCUUCCCCUCGCCAUCGUUGCUUCCACAUACGUCUUCGUGGCCAUCGCCUUCGCCAGGGCCUUCAUCUUCCUCGCCGGCACCGCCUUCUGCGUCUGUUUUAUCAUCGCCAACCUCGCCGGGGGUGUGCUGGGGCGGAGAGGCAGGAGGCUCCAUUGCCCUGAGCCCGGACCACCGUGGCAACCUCUGGCUUCUUACCUCAUACAAGAGAGGGCCUCAGGUGUCGCCAGGCUUAGUGUGGGUGCUGAACUUUACCUCCCUCACCUGGCAGGCUCUUGGGCAACAUAGCAACCAGGCUCAGCCAGGUGGUGAGGAUAGAGGCCCUCAGAACACGAUGGAACGGCAUUCUCAGCCUACAACGCCGUUACCCGCUGCUGCUGGUGAUAAUGUUGGGCAAGUUAUGAGUGGUGAUAAAGCUACAGUUACAGACCCGUUGGCGUUCUGCCCGUGGUCCCAUGGUCUAGUAGCCCUCUAUAGUGCAAACAGGUCCUCCACUAUCACCUGGCUCUUGCCCUACGGAAAUGAUACCUGGCGAAGACUCCACAAAGAUCAGGGGGUUGUAUUUCCUUCGGGAGCGGCAUCUGUGAUCGCCAGUUGGUGUGGCAGACAUCGUGACGCCCUCUGGCUGCUAACCACCGCCAGGAGAUCGGCAGCUGCCGUAGGGAAGAGCGACAGCAUCGACAGACAGACACUAUGGAAGCUGGACCAUAGAGGCAAGUGGUCUGCUUUGAACUUGGUGCCGGGAAGGGAGGAAAAACAGUUCGAUUUACAUCGCACUAUACGCAGCUGGAGCGAUGAUCGCGGCGCUCUCUUCCUCCUACAGGAACUGGAGAGUUUGAGGACCUCCCUGCGGUUGGUGAAGUUGAACACAGUGUCGGGGACGCGGACGUUACUUACCCUGCAGGCCGACCAUGAGAGCACCGUCUGGGUCCCCAGCUCCUCGGGUGAGUUGUACUCCAUAUUCUCUGAUCCUCGAGGCUCGUGGAUCGUGACCUUCAGUUACUAUACUGGCGUCGUCUUGAGGAGAGAGCGGACACGCGUGGCUCUCCACACAGAUAAUCUCUUAGUGAAGAUGAACGAGACGAUAUACAACAAUAUUCCUCUGUGCGGUGACACGCCCUACAUUACAAGCGAGGACGUUGUAGCGAAAGAAAUAAAUUUGUACCACAUAUCUCUGUCGCCCGAGUGCCCGCAGUUUGCCACACAACACACCACAACGCUACAACACAGAAACACACAAGUCACCAAGACUUUCCGUGGCACCAACACACCCACCCACCAGUUCCCCAACAUACAAGCAAUUGUUGGAGAGGACCGAGGGAGUGGUGGAGGGUCUGGGGUGGUCUCCACCAGCACCCUGCCUGCAGGGGAGACAAACCGCUCACUCCACAAUGGUUACGAAGGGAACUAUAUCUUCAUCACGGAUGGUAAGAACGAGAGUGAGGCGCCGCCGGGCCCGCAUCUGAGGGGCAAGAACCAUGCCAACAACUCUAUCAUCUUCUUCUCCCUCUCCCUCUCCAUCUUCGCCCUGGUGGGCAUCAUCAUCUUCGUCAGGCGCUGCGUCAGAUGUCCAGCUGCCCAUGAGCUAGGGGAUGUCCGGGACGAGCGGGGCAAGCCGCCCUCUCCUAUCCCUGUGCUCUACAGCAUCGUGUCUGAAGAUCCAAACUACGAGACCUCGACCAACAACUCGCCGUGUCCGUCGCAGAACGCUCUUUACGACGCCACCGUCACCACCGCCGCCGAUACGCCCAGCAUCACCACCCCUAAUGGCGGCACGCCCAACUACAUGACCCCCAGUUCCACCACGCCAACGGGUAUGUCCCCCAGCACCGUCACGCGCCACACGCUCACCCCAGCGUCUCACCCCAGGGACCCCGUCAGCUACGCCAUCACCAACACUACCACGGACGCCAUCAGUAUCGCCACCAAUAACGCCUUUACCAAGUACCUCAUCAACAGCGCCUCGGACCCCAUCAGCCUGGACGGCAGUUCGACCCUCAACACCACCAGUACCAGCACCACGCAGUUCUGAUCUAUCCUGUGCUACAGUAACAGCACUCGCGUCUAGUUAGAUAUUCUAGCAAUGGCAAUGCUAGACAUUUUAUACAGAAGCUACUAGAUAAUUAUCAAGAAACAGCGCUAAGUUAGAGUGACUAUAUAGCACUUAGAUAUUAUAUAAGGACGGAUUUUGAGCUGGGAUAUAAGGACAAAGAAAAGGUACGGUGCCAAAUCACAUAGACAGUCGGGAAUCGAUUGUCAAAGCUACUAAUAUAAUAUAGCAAUUAGCAUUUGUUAAUCUAGAAUUACAUAUUAAAUUGCAAAGCAAGGUUGCAUGAUUAUAUUUAAAUACUUCAAAAGCUGCAAUCCGGCAAAUGCUGAGCUCAAUGAUUCAUGAUACCUAGAAACUAAGAUUUUGGUAACAUUCGAAUAAGAGGUCCUAGUCAUGUUUAAGCACUACAUUUAAGGAAACACUAUACAGCUGGUUAUAUAUACAUAUA
Procambarus clarkii (red swamp crayfish) is the source of this 3007-nucleotide messenger RNA. The record is from RefSeq and is a predicted model, not a curated record. Lineage: Eukaryota; Metazoa; Arthropoda; Malacostraca; Decapoda; Cambaridae.